AUGCCCAGAAUUCGUUUCUCCGCGAUCUGGAAAGCGCAUCGAGAGAAUGUUUUGUUACCUUUACUCCUAAAGGAAUGUCGCACAAUUGAUUCUGCUCGUAAUGAGCUCCGCUGGCUACGCGAAGCCGUUCGCGAUAGUCAAUUGCUGCCAUCGGCAGGAUGGAGUCGACUCCGGACUAUGUGUCGACUACGGUCCAAAGGGUACCCCCUGCAAUAUAUCCUGGGGAAUCAACCGUUCGGAGAAUUGGAAAUUCUCUGCCGUAAAGGCGUUUUAAUCCCAAGGUCCGAUCAUCCCAUCCGACCGGAGACGGAAUCUUAUACAUACAAAUCAGCCCAAUUGGUUCGAAAAUUGAAUAGAACCAACUCCGCAAGGCCAUUGCGUAUCCUCGACCUUUGCACAGGAACAGGUUGCAUCUCACUUCUUCUGCACGCGCUACUCGCUCCGCAUGUCCAGAGUUUAUUGAUCACAGGGGUGGACAUCAGCCCUGUGGCAUUGAGCUUGGCCCAGAAGAACCUGGAGCACAAUCGACAAUUGGGCCAAUUGACGCCCCAGGCGGCAACAGACAUUAAUUUUCAUCGCGCCGAUGUCCUUGGCGAUGGCAGCGAGUCAGUAGCGUCAAUCAGAUCACUACUACGGUCUCUCGGAUCAGACUACCAACCGUCGGAACAUUCUCAAUGUGACCUACUCAUCUCCAACCCGCCGUAUAUAUCCCGAGCGGAGUUUCGCAACGGGACCACGGCCCGCAGUGUGCGGCUCUUUGAGCCGGAGCUCGCACUGGUACCUCCAGCCGUUUCUGAAGACUGCGCACCGGAGGAUAUCUUCUACCGCCGCAUUCUCACAUUGGCAGACGAGUUGCAGACCCGGCUCGUCGUGCUAGAGUGUGGAGAUUUGGCACAAGCUCAACGAGUGAUUGCUCUCCAUGAGCGACUUGCUUCGAACCAAAAUCAAUUUAAUGCAGAGAUCUGGCCGAGUCGUGAACAGGAUUUGGCCGAGUAUGGGUUCCAUGAAACAGAUGGGUCACGAUGUGUUAUUAUACAGAGGCUUUAA
Molecule: messenger RNA, 1047 nt
Organism: Penicillium brevicompactum
Lineage: Eukaryota; Fungi; Ascomycota; Eurotiomycetes; Eurotiales; Aspergillaceae
Product: N5-glutamine methyltransferase family protein
Exons: 2
Coding region: 1-1047 (348 amino acids)
Biological process (GO): methylation
Cellular component (GO): mitochondrion
Molecular function (GO): nucleic acid binding; methyltransferase activity
Source: RefSeq, a predicted model, not a curated record